CAGACAAAAUGAACGGCUUAAACGGUCACAGCAACGGCGAAGUGAACGGCGCUGGCGACAUCAUCACUCAGAACCAGCAGCGCGGCUGGUGGACCAUCGGGCUGAUCAACUCGAGAUACCGGUACCUCACAGCUGAGACCUUCGGCUUCAAGAUCAACGCGAACGGCACCAGCCUCAAGAAGAAGCAGAUAUGGACCUUGGAACCCGCUUCUGGAAACGCCAAUGAUAGUAUGAUCUAUCUGCGCUCACAUUUAGACAAGUACCUCGCCGUUGAUUCCUUCGGAAACGUCACCUGUGAAUCAGACGAGAAGGAGGCUGGAAGCAAGUUCCAGAUCAGCGUUGCUGAAGACAGCACUGGUCGCUGGGCGCUCCGCAACGUCGAGCGCGGCUACUUCUUGGGAUCGAGCUCCGACAAGCUCACCUGCACGGCCAAGGUCCCCGGAGAUGCCGAACUCUGGCAUGUACACUUGGCUGCAAGGCCACAGGUGAACCUGCGGUCGAUCGGUCGCAAGCGGUUCGCUCACCUAUCCGAGUCUCUGGACGAGAUCCACGUGGACGCGAACGUGCCCUGGGGCGAGGACACGCUCUUCACCCUCGAGUUCAGGGCUGAUGAGGGCGGCAAGUACGCUCUCCACACUUGCAACAACAAAUAUCUCAGCGCCGCUGGCAAGCUGCUGGACACAUGCACAGCCGAGUGCCUGUUCAGCGCAGAAUAUCACUCAGGGGCGCUUGCCCUACGAGAUUCAUCGGGGGCCUACCUCGCCCCCAUCGGGUCCAAGGCCGUGCUCAAAACGCGCUCCACUGCCGUCACACGUGAUGAGUUGUUCUCGCUCGAGGACAGCCUGCCUCAGGCCGCCUUCAUAGCUGCUCUGAACGAGAAGUACGUCUCCGUUAAACAGGGUGUGGACGUUACCGCAAAUCAAGACGAGAUCUCCUCCCACGAGACCUUCCAGUUGGAGUUUGACUGGGGCACGCGACGCUGGUACAUCCGUACUAUGCAGGACCGAUACUGGACACUGGAGACCGGUGGGGGUAUCCAGGCUAGCGGGGAUAACAAGUCGUCCAACGCGUUAUUUGAGCUGGAGUGGCAAGGCGAUGGCGCGGUCGCGUUCCGCGCCAACAACGGCAAGUACCUGAUGACGAAGCGCUCCGGACAUUUGUACGCAAACUCCGACACCAUUGACGACAACUGCAAGUACUACUUCUACCUCAUCAACAGGCCUAUCCUGGUACUGAAGUGCGAGCAAGGGUUCGUGGGCCCGAAGGGCGUGAAGCUGGAGUGCAACAAGGCCAACUACGAGACCAUUCAGGUCAUCCGCGGUCCUAAGGGAGCCGUUUAUUUCAAAGGCCAGAACGGCAAGUACUGGCACGCGGACAGCGAGGCCGUGUCGUGCGACAGCGACGCGCCGCAGCCCUUCCACCUGGAGCUGCGCGAGCCCACGCGCCUCGCCAUCCGCGCCGCCGAGCGCUACCUCGCCGCCGCCAAGAACGGCAACUUCCGCCUCGCCGGGCCCGACCUGGCGCAAGCCACGCACUGGGAGUACUAA
Molecule: messenger RNA, 1547 nt
Organism: Melitaea cinxia (Glanville fritillary)
Lineage: Eukaryota; Metazoa; Arthropoda; Insecta; Lepidoptera; Nymphalidae
Gene: singed
Product: protein singed
Exons: 9
Coding region: 9-1547 (512 amino acids)
Biological process (GO): actin filament bundle assembly; cell migration; establishment or maintenance of cell polarity
Cellular component (GO): actin cytoskeleton; cytoplasm
Molecular function (GO): protein-macromolecule adaptor activity; actin filament binding
Source: RefSeq, a predicted model, not a curated record